GGCGGCCCCCUCUCCUUCCCAUCGGCCUCAGCUUGCGGGCCUUUCAAACAUGGAGGAGCGGGAGAGGGGGGCGAGGUCGGCUCGCGCCGGCAGCCCUGCGCGCCCGCCCAGCCCGCGGCUGGAUGUCAGCUCUGACAGCUUCGACCCACUGCUGGCCCUGUACGCGCCUCGCCUGCCUCCCAUCCCCUACCCCAACGCGCCCUGCUUCAACAACCUGGCCGAGUACGAGAGCUUCCUCAGGACCGGGUGCCGGGGCGGCGGGCGCGGACGGGCGCGGGGCGCAGCCGCGGGCUCUGGGGACCCCGCCACCGCCGCCGCCGGGCCCUUGGGCAGGACCCGCCGCCGCCCGGACAUCCCCGCCCCGGACCCCGAGCGCAUCCAGCGCCUCCGCCGCCUCAUGGUGGCCAAGGAGGAAGGGGACGGGGCCGCCGGGGCGCGGCGGCGGGGUCCGGGUCGGAGCAGGAAGGCGCCGCGCAACGUGCUCACGAGAAUGCCCUUGCACGAAGGCAGCCCUCUGGGUGAACUCCAUCGUUGUAUCCGGGAGGGGGUGAAGGUGAAUGUUCACAUCCGCACUUUCAAGGGACUUCGGGGCGUCUGUACGGGCUUCCUUGUUGCAUUUGACAAGUUCUGGAAUAUGGCACUUACUGAUGUGGAUGAGACCUACCGAAAACCUGUUCUAGGCAAAGCAUAUGAACGGGAUUCUUCAUUGACUCUCACUAGGCUCUUUGAUCGACUAAAACUGCAGGAUUCCUCCAAGAAGGAAACAGAUUCCAAGUCUGCAGUUGAAGACUCCACUCUGUCCAGAUACUCCCAGACAUCCACCUGGAAGGUGGCUUCAGUGUGGGGACGAGGAGACACUGACCGGGGUUCACGCAAGCGUUCCCGCUCCGUCCCUUCUUCCCUGCAGGCAUCGGCAAGGGAGGAGUCCAGGUCAGAGCUGUCAGGGAGGACUACACAGACAGAAGGGUCGAGUGCGGGAGGUACCUUUUCCAGGGCCACCACCCUUUCCAGGGGCCAGCCCCGUAAGAAAAAGCGAAAGCCCAAAGUGGAUUACCAGCAGGUAUUCACUCGACACAUAAAUCAGAUUUUCAUUCGAGGCGAGAAUGUCCUGCUGGUUCAUCUUGCACAGUGACCAGCUCGGCCUCACUUGAGCUUUGGUUUUUCGAAAUAAGAUGCAUGAAUCGCUGCUAUGCUAUAUCCUAGUAUCCCAGUGAAGCUAUGAGUUGGAAUGAUUCCCUCUGGUCUGCCAUGUGCAGAGCAUAGAGCCAGGCUCGGGCCUUCUGGGAGAUGAGGUCCCUGAAGGGGAAAUAGGCCUUGAGAGGGUGGGUGGGUGUGUGCAUUAAUAUCAAGGCAAAAGCUGUACAGAGGUACAUGCAUCUUAUUUGGUAUCGUGGUCUACUUCAGACACUCAAACCAAAUACUAGAUUUGAAUUAGGGAGCAUGGUAUGAAUUGAAUUCACUCCACAGACACUAUAGCACGGUGAAGAAAAAAAACACCUCAAAAAGAAUGAUCUCAUUUCUAAAAGCUAGUGUCCUGAGUACUCAUAAAUUUGUUUCUAAGAGUAGCAGUAUAAAUCACCCUGAGCCCUGAACCCACAUCUUGUAAAUGACCUUUGAAUUUUGCUCUACACCAUUCUCUCUUGAUCAAGAAAUGUAAUUUGUUAUCUUUUAAUAUCUAUAAGAUAUAAGAAGCCCACCAGUUUAUGUAAGAGUGAAAUUUGGGUAGGUGGUAUGCUCAAAGCAUCUAGCAAUGAAUGCUGUGUUUUUAUGCCUCUCCACUUUAUGGAAAGAAAUAUGGGACCUCGUUGUUGGUCUUCCUCUUGCCAGAGAUAGCUUCUGCAGAUGGUGUACCAGAUGGGACUAUAAGAUGCUCUUGUCCUUCUCUUUCACUUCUGUGGCAUGGUGCUAGUGCAUGUACCCUGUGUAUUGCCCCUCUGUAUAUAGUGUGACCUGUCCUGUGAGCUUUAUGUCAGGAGACUGUGACCUUCAUGUCUGGCUUCAAAGAGUUCUGCGUGGACUCAAUAAUACACACUCAUCAUGUGGCCGAGAGUACUCUUUCCAGGCAGGGCUGGCCCCUGUCUAGAGUAUCUUUUAGGAUGGUUUCCAUGAAACAGGGGUGGAGUUUUAUUCCCUUGUUUCAGACCAAAGAGGUUCUCACAAAGUACAGCGGUGGUGUCUGUAAGGGACACUUUACUCAGCCUGGCUUGAGUAACAGGAACACUAGACCACCUGCUACUACUUCUACUUGAACCAUAUGCUUUUCCAAUCACCAGUGCAAAAUAGGCUAUAUCUUGACACAGACUGUUAGGCAAUGUUGACCUUUUGUUUUGUUAGUUUAUACAUUAUUUGGUUUUAUUUUAGAUAACUUAGGUUCAAAGUGAGAAUGAUAAAUAGCUAACUAGUUAAAACGUUUGAAAAGAAAAACUUCCUCUGCUGUAUUUGUCGUGUUACUUAAAUAAGCCUUCUGAGAAGCUGGUGAAUCAAGUUCAAGGAGCUGGGACUCUGGCUCAUCAUGUAGUGAGAGGAGAGCAGACUAACCCCUCUGUGCCUCAGUUUUUUCCCACCAGACACCUACCUCACAGGGGCACUGAGUAAAAGAAUUUGGGGAAGGCAUUUUAAAGUCUUUUAACACGUGUAAGUGCCGUGAGUGAUUUUUACUCACCCUGUUUCAUAGCUUGGUAAAAGUUCAGUGUUUCAUGAGCAAGGUAGGUGCUAUAUAAUAUCAGAGAGUAAUCUCCAUAGGUGUCACAGUUACGAUCUUGUUAUCAAAAAGCAGUGAUAUCUUCAGGAACUGUUUUCCAUAUUCCGUUCCUUCCUCCUAAGGGACAAUGGAAGUGUUCAGAAGAGUAUCUUCAGUAAAGGAAGAGGGGCAUUUCGUUGCUCCCCCCCCCCCCCCCGCCGUAUCCCAGCCCCCGCCCUCUGCUGGUCAGGAUGAGAGGGAAUUCCACUGCACUUUCUGAGGGGUUUAUAUGACAGCACCGAAGGAAGGAUGCGCACCUAAAAACAACGCAUCCCCAAAGAGGCAUCUGUGGAAGUUGUUUUGUUUUGUUUAUUUGAUUUUGUUUCAAAAUGCAUUUUAAAUAUACUCUUUAGAGCCAGAUUAGGUGCACUAAACAUUUAGAGAAGUUCUAGGUUACAAACGCUCGUGAACAAUUAUCUUUGGAAUCUGCCAGUCUAAAUCUCUUCUAAACAGUAUGGCUAAAAUCUCAGUUCCCCAAUUAGUAGUUGUCUUGUUUAAUCAUCAGGCACCCCUGCCUCUACCUCUUUACCAGUCCUCCCUGUUUGGCAGUCGCCAUCUGUCUGUCCUCUUGUCCCUCAGCUAGAAGCUGUAAUGGUUACUAGAUUUUCCCAAUAAAGUGGAAAUUUGGAAUCAAAAGGAAUAUAAUCAAUUUCCAUUCAUUGUAGUGCCUGAUUAAAUCUAACCUGAUUUAUUUUAAACACA
This is a messenger RNA of Aethalodelphis obliquidens (Pacific white-sided dolphin), 3442 nucleotides long. It is a transcript of the gene LSM11, whose product is annotated as LSM11, U7 small nuclear RNA associated. Gene Ontology annotation, molecular function: U7 snRNA binding. The record is from RefSeq and is a predicted model, not a curated record. NCBI's taxonomy places the organism in Eukaryota, Metazoa, Chordata, Mammalia, Artiodactyla, Delphinidae. Bases 50 to 1132 code for a protein of 360 amino acids. The transcript is spliced from 4 exons. Gene Ontology annotation, cellular component: U7 snRNP. Gene Ontology annotation, biological process: mRNA 3'-end processing by stem-loop binding and cleavage.